Messenger RNA from Cephus cinctus (wheat stem sawfly), 1477 nucleotides. Its product is annotated as H2.0-like homeobox protein. Lineage: Eukaryota; Metazoa; Arthropoda; Insecta; Hymenoptera; Cephidae. Gene Ontology annotation, biological process: regulation of DNA-templated transcription. Bases 546 to 1241 code for a protein of 231 amino acids. The transcript is spliced from 4 exons. The record is from RefSeq and is a predicted model, not a curated record. Gene Ontology annotation, molecular function: DNA-binding transcription factor activity, RNA polymerase II-specific; sequence-specific DNA binding.
CCGCUGGACCAAUCCCUUUAGUGCCACGCCCAUCCUAUCUCCGUAAACCAAUGGGAUCAUCCGCAAGGUUGAUGCUAUGAUGAUUUUUUUUUUCAAGCAAGAAAUCUCAGCGCCGCUUGGCAAGAGAUAGUCAUUCACUUUCAUGCAUUUGUUAACGUUCUUUCAAUUUCAAUUUUCUUUAAUUCUGUCGUCUUCAUUUUUCAACAUCGUUCUGCAAGUCAAUCAAUACUCGAUUAUUCAAUAUGCUGAAUGUGUUACGAGCUACGUUAUCAGUGAUGACAAUGAUAGUGACUGAUCGCGUAUGAUAAUUUCCCUAAUUAUUUUUUGUGAAACUAAAAAUUUGUUCAUACAAAAUCGGAUGUCCAUCAACGUUAGUAAAAAAAGAAAAUUAGGUGUGUAAAUAAAAAAUAAAUGUGAUAUUAAUUGCAAGGUUUCAAAAAGUGUGAAAUGUGGAAAAAAAAUUUCUGAAAAUUUCAAAAUUAACAAAAAUCGGUUUCGUUAUCAAAACAUUACGUGUACGAUACGGAUGAUCAAAGUCAUUAAUAAUGGAGGAGGUAGAUACGCGAGUGCCGAUUUCCGGAAGCGGUUCGAAGCAACUAAAAUUCGGAGUAGACCGGAUACUAUCGAAUGAGAUCUCUUCGAAGAAAACAGAUAUCCUCAGGCCACGUCCGCUACAAUACGGCGCCCUUGCAGCUUGUCCCUGUCCCGGAAGUUGCAUGAGGUGCGAGACUCUACGCGUCUGCUCGUCACUUCCGUUGUCACAGUCAUCAAUGACAAUUUCAUCGAGUAAUUACAGUGUACUCGAUACCUACAAUAAUCUGUACAGACCGGCUCCAGUACGUCCAAUACCAGGGGUUGCAGUAUCUUCAUCACCAGGGGUGGGCAACCCUACGGAAAAUGGAGCUAGAAGGAAACGCUCUUGGUCCAGGGCUGUUUUUAGUUCUCUUCAAAGAAAAGGACUGGAGAGACGAUUCUCUUUGCAGAAAUACAUUACGAAGCCUGAUAGAAGACAGUUGGCAGCUACUUUGGGUCUUACCGAUGCGCAAGUCAAAGUGUGGUUUCAAAAUCGCAGAAUGAAGUGGCGUCAUACGAAAGAGGGCGAAAAUGUCACGUCUACCGGUCCAGAUUCGACACAGCAGGAAUCGCCACAGAAAUUGGGUAAAGAGUCCAUCAAAGACUUUAUAGAAAAAAGAAUUCAGAUCGAUGAAGAAGAAGACAUGGAAAUUGAGGUUGAUGUUUAAUAUUUGUAAGAUAAAGACACGUUAUGGAUAUAAAACUAUAGUGUAAGGGACUUGCAAGAUGUGCAAUGGACAAUAGAAAGUGUAGAAAAAUUGCUGAUAUCUUAACGAAGUGCCAUUAUGAAAUUUACAUGAUUAAACGUAAUUGGUAAAAUUGCGUUGAAGUGGUAGCAUAUUUAAUAAAAUCAUAUGUAAUUAUUUAUUUUAAUUAAUGGAGUGACAAUUUACAUUGUUAUUAU